This is a messenger RNA of Ixodes scapularis (black-legged tick), 2854 nucleotides long. It is a transcript of the gene tos, whose product is annotated as exonuclease 1. Lineage: Eukaryota; Metazoa; Arthropoda; Arachnida; Ixodida; Ixodidae. The transcript has 11 exons. Gene Ontology annotation, molecular function: 5'-3' DNA exonuclease activity; DNA binding; 5'-flap endonuclease activity. The record is from RefSeq and is a predicted model, not a curated record. Bases 72 to 2648 code for a protein of 858 amino acids.
GCGUAAAAUGAGGUCGAAUAGUUGAGCUAAAACCUCCCAUCUCACCACGUUCACGGUGAUCGCGCACGGCGAUGGGGAUCCAGGGGCUACUACCGUUCGUCAAGAAGGCAUGCCGCGAGGUCCACAUCAAGGAAUUCAGCGGCGGCACCGCUGCAGUGGACACUUACUGCUGGCUGCACAAAGGGGCCUUUUCCUGCGCCGAACGACUUGCCAAGGGCGAGAAAACAGACGGGUAUGUGGCGUACUGCAUGAAGAUGACCAACACACUCGUAGCGGCCGGAGUCCGACCCAUCCUGGUGUUCGAUGGUCAGCGGUUGCCGUCCAAGCAGCUGACUGAGCGAAAGCGCCGAGAGCAGCGUGAGACCAAUCGCCAGAAAGCGAAGCAGUUCCUGAUCGAGGGGCGCAUCAAGGAGGCACGAGAAUGCUACCAGAGGGCAGUGGACAUCACCCCCGAAAUGGCGCUCGACCUCAUCAAGGAAUGCAGGAGGAGAGGAAUCGACUACAUUGUGGCACCUUACGAAGCAGACGCGCAGCUGGCGUACUUGACGCAGCGUGGGUUGGCCGACGUGGUGAUCACGGAGGACUCAGACCUGAUACUUUUCGGCUGCGAGAAGGUAGUGUUCAAGAUGGACCAGGGCGGCUUCGGCACGCUGUACGAGCGGUCCGCGAUAGGCAAGUGCCUGGGAAACUGCGCCGACCGCUUCACCCACGACAAGUUCCGCCAGAUGUGCAUACUCUCCGGCUGCGACUACCUCCAGAGCCUUCCGGGGAUUGGCCUGGCCAAGGCCUGCAAGUUCUUCGGGCUCAUCACCAACCCAGACCUGAAGAAGACGCUGCCCAAGCUGCCCUCGUACCUCAAGAUGCCGUCACUGACGGUGGAUGAGGACUAUCUGGAGGGCUUCCUGAAGGCAGAGAAUACCUUCCUGCACCAGCUCGUCUUCUGUCCGCUCCAGAACCGCCUGGUGCCCUUGAACCCAUACAGGCCGGGCAUGGUGCCCGAAGAACUGCCCUACGCUGGACAAUAUGUUUCGGACGAGCUCGCCUUUCAGAUGGCCAUUGGAAACGUUGACGUCAACACGGGAACCCAAGUGGACGACUAUGUUCCUUUUGAUGGAAAGGUCCUCAGCCUAGAAAAAAGCAAGGACAUUGACAAGGAGACAAAGAAUCCUGCGAACGGCGACUCUAAGCCCAAAGCGCCAAGGUUGGGGGCGUUUGAGAUCACAAAGCGGAGAUCUGCUCCCGCGUCGGCUGCGCCCAAGACGACUCCGCGACCUUCGAGGACGCUGAAGUCGAUGGAAAACAUCGGCGUUGUUCUCGAAACAGAUGAUGAGGAUGACUUUCAACGCAAAUCCUCGUGGAAAAGCCCCAAGCGAACUUCCGAGCCCAACAAGCCGAGGACGCCGAAGUCUCCGUCUCCCAGAGUCCAAAACCAGCCCGAGAACAUCUUCAAGGUCGCUCCCAAGCCCGCAGUCCUCCGGAGCAGGUUCUUCUCGUCACCACCGGCAAAAUCAUCGCAGACGAAGCUGGACGGGACGAAGUUAACCGAAUGGCAACGAAAGGUCGACAGCGAAACCGUACCAGACGUCGACCCUCCCCUCUCUCCCGUCGUCCGCCGACUCGCGUCUCCGACGAAAUUCCAGUGGGGCUCCACCACCAAGGCAAAAGACUUGCAGACGACGCCGGUCUCUCGCCUUGCGGCCACUCCCUUCAAGAAACUUCGGCUGAGCGAUGACAGAUUUACGACUCCGGCUCGGAACAACAAAACGUUAGCAGACAAGGAACAAGACGCUAAGCAGACGAACGACGCCCCCGUAGACACUGGGGACAGUUACAAGAGGCUUAGAGACAGCGAGGACGAGAUGAAUGACACAGACACGUCCAAGAGAAUCGACAAGAACCGAAGCACGUCUCUUCUAGAUCGUUCCUCCGGUAGUAAGGUUGUACCGCGAGUGCACGACGACGAACAUGAACUGGACGAAGAUCCGUUGGGAGCGGUGACAGCUGUGGCUGAAAGUGGUCCGCAGAGGGGAAAGGCUCCGUUUAAUCCGUUUGCCAAAAGGCUCGUCGCGCUUCCCCCACGAAAAAAGACAGAACAAGGGUUGGAGCUCGGUUCUGACGCAGAGUCUUCCGACGGUGAAGAUCCAUUGCUCCGUUACUCUAUGGCAGCGUCCUGCAAAUCCGACCCGAAGAUAAAAGCAGACGACCUUGACGAGAGUUUAUCUACUUUCUUUGAAGAUGAGUCGCCCUUACCGAGGUCGAAGCAAGUUCUGUCUGAGACCAGCGACGCGGUGGAUUUCGACCGUGUAGCAUCGAGUUGUUGCUCUUCGUUUGACUUUGCCGCGACUCCAAAGAGUGCGCCAAACGUUCGAGAGGAAGGAGAAAUGAUGUGGUCGUCGUGCGAACUGAAAGGCGGGACUGGGGAUAGUGACAGUGAUGACCUCACAGUUGUGAAGGAGUUCUUUGUUCAGAAGACGAGAGUCGUGCUGGGAAACGGUGUGGGUGCGAAGCGGUGUGCUCCGAAGAGGCUAAUCAAGAAAGCGACGGCUACCAAGCCAAGACGACUCGGCCUCUCCAAGGCUAAGCCCAAGAGGGACGCAGCCCAGCCCAGCAUUUUGGAGACCCUCGCAAGAUUCAAGUUCAAGCAGUGAAUGCGUCAUCACGUCAGUCACUUAUCUUCUUUUAGGAUUUAUGCGUUUGACCCCCGACAGACCACAGGACAGGUCACCAAUGAGUCUAUAUAUUUCAUGAUUUUUCAUACAAUAGCUGCUGCAUCGUGAUUGAAGUGACUGCUUUUUGUUUUUGUGUAAUUGGAGGUUGCAAGUUAGUGUAGCGCAAAUAAACGUUUUCCAAAUUU